Molecule: messenger RNA, 1311 nt
Organism: Amoebophrya sp. A25
Lineage: Eukaryota; Dinophyceae; Syndiniales; Amoebophryaceae
Source: the annotation of a GenBank genome assembly
CUUGGAGCUCUUCCCACGGAGUGCCCAAGAGUCCACUUUUUUCGCCAUACCGUGCGGCCUUUCGCUACCCGUGAGCCAAAGAGGCAGACUUAUGUUCCUGUGGGUCGCUAUAGAGGGUGCCGUGACCCCUGCCCCGCCCCGCCAGUGCGCGACGCGGGGGAACUCGUUGGGGCCGCUCUCCAGUAGUUCCCCAAACGACGCCGAAACCCCACUAGACCUCUCCGCCUGGUUGCGGCCUUGCUGCGUCACGGUGGCUGUGGGAUCCCUGUCGCGGCACGUCGACAGCUAGCGGCCUGGCAUCUUGGGGUCCGGCUUCCGCCCCGAAGAAUGCUGCCCCCUUUGCACGUUGUGCGGCAGACUUCGGAGAAGAUUAGCAAAGAGGCCGCAUUUGGAGCAAAGGUCCAGAAGCCCGCAAACUGGGGCCCCGCUUUGGGCCUUAUGCUCACCGCCUGGCAGCCGGUUCGCUUGGCGCAGGCUCUUGCGCCCCUCCUACGCUCAUCGCCUGGUCGUGUUCCCGUUCGUCCUCUUCUCCCCGAGGCUGGGCCCUCAGCUGUCCCCCCCGCCGUGGCGGCCGCGGGCGUCCGCAAGCCUUUGACGCAAAAGCCUGCACGACCUUUACCCCUAGCGCGCCAAUAGUCGAGGCCCCUCCCUCCCUUGUUGAGCGGCGGGCGACGGCUCUAGCGCCAACGGCAAAAAAAGCCUCGGCUUUCUUCACAUUUUGGCCCCUAGCAUGCCGGGCGUGGAGGCAUUUUCCUUCGUAGCGGGAGUAUAAUGCUCGAUCAAGGGCAGCACAUCUCGUCUAGCCUCAGUACCUCGUUAGCGAGUUAUGAGUAGACUCGAAUAGUGACACGAAAUUGGUCCGACUUCAUGCUUUGUUUUGUAAAAGAAAUACGAACAGCGAAUCCUGGGACUGUAAGCUCAAGUUGUUCGUGCUAUGUGGUCCUCUCAUUGAUCAGAUGACUUCCGGACCAGGAUGUGGUCAUCGACGUCCCUAGUGACAAGUGGUUGCGCCGCGAGCGUGAAAGGCGUGCGUCGAUAGGGUCGCGCUCGGGCGUAAUAAUAAUAAUGACCUCAAAUGAUGAAAAAAGUAGUGAUAAAUAUAUUAUUGAACGAAAACAAGUACAAGAUAAAAACAAAAUCUCGCCUGAACUAUCAAGUGGAUCCAGAGGCUAGAGUGCCGUCAUUCUGCGAAAAACUGAAAUUGUCGCUGACCUUGACGAAUAAUGCGAAGUGAGUCUGUAUCAUAUUGAAUUAGAAUGCAAUUUUAAUGCGACGUGAGUCUGUAUCAGAAGUAUCAUACGCGGCGCUGUC